AAAUAUGAAAUGUGUCACCCACCAGCAGGCCAGAAUGCUGCUACAUAACAAGUUUGUUGUGGUGCUGGGAGACUCCAUUCAACGAUCGGUGUACAAGGAUCUUGUGCUUCUGUUGCAGAAGGAGAAGUAUCUCUCUGUGAAACAACUCAAGAGAAAGGGUGAGAUGAAUUUUGAGCAGGACUGCCUGGUGGAAGGCGGCUGUCUGAAUCAGAUGCACAAUGGGACAAAAUACCAGGAGGUGCGCCAGUACCAGUCUGACCACCACCUAGUCCGAUUUUACUUUCUCACCCGAGUCUAUUCUGAGUACAUGCAAAGCGUCAUGGAAGACUUCCGCCAGGGUUUGAAACCAGACGUGCUCAUUAUCAACUCCUGUGUUUGGGAUAUUUCCAGGUACAAUUCCAGCUGGAAUGACGAUUACAAGGAAAACCUCCAUAAGUUCUUCUGUGAGCUGCAAGAGGUUUUACCUGAGGAAACACUGGUUAUAUGGAGCCUCGCCAUGCCGUUGGGUGAAAGGAUCAGAGGGGGCUUCCUGGUGCCUGAGAUUGAGUAUAUGGUUCCCCGCCUCCGUAACGACGUCAUCGAGGCCAACUUUGACAGCGGCAUUCUGGCUGCCGCUUAUGGCGUAGAUGUGUUAGACUCCCACUUUCAUUUUCGCUUCUCGCUGCAGCAUCGGUCCAAUGAUGGGGUCCACUGGAACGCCUUUGCUCACCGCAAAAUAACGUCCCUCCUCCUGCAGCAUGUUGCAGAGGCCUGGGGCGUGGUAAUGCACUGUUCGGUGACCACUGUUGAAUGUAUCAAUGUUUCUGAUCAUCAGCCGGCCUACAGAAACGCCAACAGACAUGCAGGGUGGUACCCCUCAGAGGAUGACAACAGGGACGAGUUCAGCAGAGAUGGUUUUCCAGCCUUUGGGUAUCUGAGCUUUGAGGAGGAGCAGCAGCAGCAGCCGUGGCACCGUCACCCUCAGACUGCACCAGCUUACCCGCCUAUCUACCACCCGCAGCGCCACCCAUCGUUCCACGACGACAGCUGGGUUAGCAGCGGUAAGAACAGGCUGAGUGCUGAUACGUGA
Molecule: messenger RNA, 1069 nt
Organism: Thalassophryne amazonica
Lineage: Eukaryota; Metazoa; Chordata; Actinopteri; Batrachoidiformes; Batrachoididae
Gene: fam113
Product: family with sequence similarity 113
Exons: 7
Coding region: 5-1069 (354 amino acids)
Source: RefSeq, a predicted model, not a curated record